AUGAAAACGUGCAAAUAUAUGAUUUUAAGGUUUUUGACUUUAUUGGUAACGGUAACGAGAAGUAUAGGCGAAUCUCAAAAACGAAGUCCAACUGCUUCAGAGUUCACUAGACACACUGUAGUCCAGCCUGUCUUGCUACAUGGAACAACUAAAAGAAAGAUCUCCACUACCAGAGACGAGAGCGGUGCGCAUCAUUUAGAGGUGAUAUUGAAGGUUCUUAUAGACGAUGAGGAAUACUUAGUCGAUCUUAGACUGAACUUGGAAUUAGUGACCGAAAAUCAUGUCCUGAGUUAUCAGAAUAACGGCACAACUGUGCUGUACAAGCCUCAUAAAGAGGAAAUAGAGUCGUGUCACUACAGUGGGUCGGUGCGCGGCAAGUCUGAGUCUUGGGUGGCAGUAUCUACCUGUCAUGGAAUCCAAGGCCUACUGUUUGAUGGCGAGAGAACAAGAUACAUCGAGCCUCCCCAAGAAAGUUUAUUAAAUGCCGGGCACCACAUAUACGAUCACUUGGACCUGUUAGAGUCGCACCUUCGCAGGUAUGACAGAACAGAGAGAAAGAGAUCAACCAGCGACGACUGGGCGACGUUUGAUGAGACUGAAUUCCAGGGACCGCACAAAGCAAACGAGGGUCCGUUCUACGUGGAACUAGUGCUAGUCGUCGAUAGAAGCUACUUCGAAGCCUAUAAUCGCAAUAUAUGUUUUGUCCACAAGCAAAUGCAGACAAUUGCUAAUAUUCUUAACUCGGUAUAUUCUAAACUAGACAUCUUUAUUGCUCUAGCCGGGGUUGAAGUGUGGAACGAAUAUGAUAAAAUAACUUUUUCAUCGAACUCAACAAUUUCUGUCGUGAAUUUCUUAGAAUACAGGUCAAGAGAGUUGAUAAACAAUAUUCCUAAUGACGUUGCUCAAUUACUUACUCUCAAGUAUUUCGAUGGUGGUAUAGUUGGCAAAGCAAUGCACGGAGCAAUAUGUUCUCAUGAGUUCUCUGGCGGAAUAAUAAGUAGCAAUACCAAAAGCAUGGGUUUGCUCGCCAUGACAAUAGCCCACGAGAUGGGUCAUAACUUUGGAAUGGAUCACGAUUAUAAAUAUGAUGAUCAUUGUAAAUGCCGAGGGAAGCAGUGCAUUAUGUGGGCUUACAGAACACAUACAAUACCGACAGGUUGGUCGACGUGCAGUCUAAAGAAGUUGAAAUUUUCCUUAUCGACGGGAAUCGGUUUUUGUUUAAGAAAUAAACCGAGAUCUUUAAUCGAAUAUCCUAUAUGCGGCAACGGUAUCCUAGACCUGGGUGAGCAGUGCGAUUGCAGUGCGAUGACCGUAGUUGGUACAUACCUCCAGUGCUACGUCUGCUGCGAUCCAAGCACUUGUAUGCUGAGAGCGAAUGCUACAUGUGACACGGGCGAGUGCUGCCAUUUAUCGAUUUGCAAGAAUCAUAAAUGUAGAUCAUCGGCAGCUGCAAUAGACGGAAUCGCGAAGAAUAACUCAGCAAUACACCCCUCCAACUGUCCAGGCUUCGGUGUAUGCAAUUCUACAGGACACUGUUUUUGUGAGCCAGAUCAUAAGACAAAACUUGAUAGCGCGUACAAUAGAGGAACGUUAUGUACGAUGUCGGAACCAGGCAUUACAGCACACCGACUUCCUACAGACGAAAAUAGUACCUUUCUGAGAAAAACAGAUGUGGUUUUAUACGUGAUGAUCCUGGGCACUGUUCCGGCAAUCCUGCUAAUCAUCUGUGCUUAUAAGGUCAAGUCAAAUCAAUGA
Messenger RNA from Arctia plantaginis, 1755 nucleotides. Lineage: Eukaryota; Metazoa; Arthropoda; Insecta; Lepidoptera; Erebidae. The record is from the annotation of a GenBank genome assembly.